Messenger RNA from Brenthis ino (lesser marbled fritillary), 3759 nucleotides. Lineage: Eukaryota; Metazoa; Arthropoda; Insecta; Lepidoptera; Nymphalidae. The record is from the annotation of a GenBank genome assembly.
AUGGCUCCUAAAAAAGAUAAGGGAAAGGGAAAAGAAGAAGAAACACAUAAAGGCGGGGGAGGAACCUUUACUGAAGUUGAGAGAACGUUUUUGGAACUCCAAGUAGCGGAAUGCAAUAGAAAAAUUGCUAGGCUGCGAACUGCAGUAGAUGAAUAUGAGCAACGAAACGACGAACUCCAAAAAGCUUAUGAUAAACUUGACGAAGAUAGAGCUGACAUUAUUGCAUACUUGAAAAAAACAUUGAACCUCAAAAACGACGAGAAUAAUGAAUUAAAAGAAAAAGUAAAAGGCUUAGAGGAGACCAGAGAAAUUGAAACUGCACAAUUCAAAGAGACAGUUACAGAUUUGGAAAGAAAUUUUACGAUAAUGAAAGAUCAAUUGACUUCAGAAAAUAAACUAUUGGCUGGAAAGUUAAAUACAUUGGAAGAGUUCAGAGCAAUUCGUGAUGAUUUGAUGAAGAAAUUUGAUAAACAGGAACAAGCUUUCAAGGACCAGGAAAUGAAAUAUAAAAGAAUAAUUUACGACGCUGAAAAGAAAUUUGUGAUUGGUAAAGAUAAAUUAAAAAAGGAAAUGGAGGGUCGCCUUUUACAACUGGCACAAGACUUCCAAGAUGCUACAGAAUUAAGAAUAGCUGCAUCAACACAUAGAGUUAUAAGAGAAAAUAUAGCGAUAAAUAAUGAACUUGACAGUAUUUUAUCGACACAAGCAAAACUGGCCGAUCAAAAUGAAAAAUAUAAGGAAACUGAACGUGCUGCUAAAGUUGCCAUGGAACUAGCUGAAGAAGAAAGAGAUAAAGCUAUAAAUAAAAACGUCAUACAACUUAAGGUUAUUGAUCAAUUAACUACAGCUUUUCAAGAGAUUAAGAAAGAAAAGGCGUUAUUUGAAAAAAGGAAUUAUGAUUUUGAAAUAUUGCAAGCGAAAAUUCAAAAACUUGUAAAAGAAAACGAAAAUCUCUCAUUGCAGGUCCGUAUAUUAGAACAAAACCUUCAUGCGCGAAUGAGUGACCAAAAUAAAGCUAGAGUAGAGGCUUCAAAAGUAGCAAAAGAAUGUGCUAAAUUUAAGACAAUACUUAAAGAAGCAGCUAUUGCUGUUCAAGCAGCAUUAAAACUCGACAAUUGGGCUACUAAGGAUCCAUCAAGAGAAAUAAUGGACAGGCAGGCAUUAUUAUCUCAACUGCUUGAUAUUAUCACACAAUACCAUGAGAUACAACGAGCUGAAUCGACUGACACACUUGCAUCAUUAGAAAGAGUUUACGAAGAAGGUGAUCUAGGCUUUAUACCAAAACCAAUUCAAAAAAAAUCAGCAACCUCUGCUAUAUCUGUUGUUUCUAAGGUGUCGAUUAAAGAUGAAAAGGGAGUGUCCGAGAUUUCUCUGUCUUCAUCUUCAUUGGGAAGUAUUAAGACAAUACCGAGUAUUAAGUUAGUUCCACCUUCUACUGAGCCUCCGGUAUCUCCUAAGGAUAGUUUACCAUCUUUCGUUACAUCCACAAAGUCUACUAUUAGCAGUGAAGCUGAACCUGAAGAAGUUCCGGAACCUGAAAUGAAUAUUGAACAGCAAUUAGAGGCCAGUAAGUUAGAGAUUCAAAAGUCUAUAUUAAAGGACUUGCAAUAUUCACAAAUGGUUAUGCACUCUCAUGAUAAAAUAUCUAGUGAAAGAAACCUUGGCUCUAAAUCAGUUAUAUUAGAAGAUGUAGAAGAAAAGCCAGAGGGUGAACAUGAAGGAGAUGAAGAAACAAAAGGUGAACGUGAAGAACAUGAGCAUAAGGUUGUUGACGGUGAAAAAGGUCAAGCAGUAGAACUCGCAGCAUGUGAGUGUACCGCUCGUCCGUGGGCGGGAGACUCGUCGAUGGUGGUGGCAGAGAUUGGCGCCAGGUGUAGAUGUGGAUGUGUCUUGCACUUGGCUCCAGCGGCCAGACUGCUCGCGGGAUCAGCCAGGGCUUGUCCUUCGAGGUCGUUCUGGUUGUUACAGGCAGAAGAAGGUCUUUCAGUUCGUUUACGUUUUGAAGCAGUGAAGCUACCCUGCACUGGACAAGCUCUCCUCGCCAGAGAUGGGGACUCUCUUGGAUCUCCGCUACUAGCAUCUUGGGAAGGACCGGAUAGUUCUGCUGUGGCGGAAGAUGUAGAAACCACUACAGAUAGCGGCGGCGUGAUUGAAAUAGCGGGCGGAAGACACAUCCUUGUGGAACUCCGUUCGGGGGACACGAACGAGCGUUGCGCCGGCGGCUUCUUAGCACACGCAUCACAAUCUGAAGCAAUCCACAACACAUCAGCGGCGUACGCGUCUAUAAGCAGUGGGUGGUGGCGCGGCGGCGGCGGCGCGAGGACGGCGGCCGCGACACUCGCGGCAUUCGCUGCACUAGCUGCACUAGCACUUGCUGCCCACUCUGCCCAUAGAACGAGGGCGUACCAACGUGCUGCUGAUAAGGAAUCCCUUACUGAUAGCGAUGCCUGUUCGGCGUCUCUAGAGCUCGGGGGCGCUACCACUGGUUCUCGUAGCACAUUAUUAUCUGAAGUAGUGGGUGGAGGCGUGUGCUUGCGACGGCUGCUCCCGGGUCGUACGAGACACACUCGCUUACGAGACUCUGAUAGAACUUCAGAAAAUGUUGAAACUAGAGAUGAAGAAGACCAUACAGACGCAGAAGCAGACAUCCCAGAUAAUAUAAGCGUGGCGAGUGCUGGCAGUGCUACCAGCCAGGCGACGGUCACUCCAGAGAAUGUGUCUUCAAGUAGCGCGCCCGCCGCCACCGGCUCCGGGACUAUAACGCAUUCGACGUUAAGAAGAUCACAUACAGUGUCUAACACACACGUGCCUCAGGUGACGUCACCCCCACAACCGUCGACAAGCGAGGCGGUUACAGCGGAAAUGCACACUAGCACCACCAGUGUGAGUGAAAGAGACAGCUGCAGUGAGAAGGACCGCGACAGUGUGUGGGAAAAGGACAGAUGUACCAGCCGAGCGUCCUCGUCUGUCUCCGCCGCGACCCUUACUAAUGGCUGGUAUUCCCCAGCUCUCAGUGGCGUAUCUUCGGCCAGGAUCAGAGAUAAUCCCAAGCAUAACAAGGAGACGUGCAACCGACGUCUGCUCCGGUCUGACCUCAGCCUCACAUCCCACCCGGAGAUGGAGAUCGAUUAUUAUGAUUACGAAGUUAAUAAUGCAGGUUCUGUACCAGGUUCAUAUCUCGGCAUGGAUCCGGCGUUCCUCGUGUGGAUACCGCCUAUAGAAGAGGGCGAUAUUAUUGAUGAGAUGGAUAAAAACAAUAUUUAUGAGGAAGUUGUACCAAAGGACCUACGUCCUGACCCAGGCAGCAACACGGAAUCUCCGGAAGAAAAGCCAUCAGCCACUCUCAAACGAUCUAACAAUCGCUCAAACAAAUCAAACGAAUCAAUUAAAUCAAUUAACAAAGUAAUCGAUCGAAGUAACAUAAUACACCCACUUAACUUCAGUAUAAGUGAUCUACAUUCACCAAAACUACCAAAGAGGAAUAAGAAGAAAACAGAAGUAUCGAUACCAAUGAAGGAUUUGACCCUCAAAAUGUCCCCAGUAAAAGUACACAGACGAGAUAAUAGAGACAAUCGAGAAGAUAAUUCAUCGACUCUCAAACGAGUAAACGAUACUAGAGAAAAAGAUGACACGUUAAAAAGAACAACAGAUUUCAAUGAUAUCAAAUUCGCAGACGAUUCAGAAUCGUCCAAUGAUAUCAUAUUUGCUGAUGAUUCUCCCGAUAGUAAUCGGUAUAACGAUAAAUAUGAAGUUAGAGCU